Cucurbitaria berberidis CBS 394.84 is the source of this 2247-nucleotide messenger RNA. Its product is annotated as NADH-quinone oxidoreductase. Bases 1 to 2247 code for a protein of 748 amino acids. The transcript has 5 exons. Gene Ontology annotation, biological process: ATP synthesis coupled electron transport. Gene Ontology annotation, molecular function: iron-sulfur cluster binding; NADH dehydrogenase (ubiquinone) activity. The record is from RefSeq and is a predicted model, not a curated record. Lineage: Eukaryota; Fungi; Ascomycota; Dothideomycetes; Pleosporales; Cucurbitariaceae. Gene Ontology annotation, cellular component: membrane.
AUGCUGCGGCAACAAUUGAUCCGGUCGCUGAAGAGGCCUGCCCACCGCGCAGCCCUCAAUGGCAGCCGGGCCUUUACUGCCUCGGCGCCCCGGCCAGCAGAAGUCGAGCUCACGAUAGAUGGAAAGAAGGUAUCAAUCGAAGCCGGUUCCGCCCUCAUCCAGGCGUGCGAAAAGGUCGGAAGCACGGUGCCGCGAUACUGCUACCACGAGAAGUUGAUGAUUGCUGGAAGUUGUCGAAUGUGUCUGGUCGAGGUGGAGCGGGCGCCCAAGCCCGUGGCCUCCUGCGCCUGGCCUGUACAGCCUGGCAUGGUGGUCAAAACCAACUCGCCGCUCGUCCACAAGGCGCGAGAGGGUGUCAUGGAGUUCUUGCUGGCCAACCACCCGCUGGACUGCCCUAUUUGCGACCAAGGAGGCGAGUGUGAUCUCCAGGAUCAGUCGAUGAGAUACGGCGCAGACCGCGGCCGGUUCCACGAGAUGGGCGGCAAGCGUGCCGUCGAGGACAAAAACAUUGGGCCCCUAAUCAAGACUUCGAUGAACAGGUGCAUUCAUUGCACACGAUGCGUCCGCUUCUCCAACGACGUCGCCGGUGCUCCGGAAAUGGGCUCAACGGGCCGUGGUAACGACCUGGAGAUUGGUACUUACCUCGAGACUGCCCUUGACACCGAGCUGUCCGGAAACGUCAUCGACCUCUGCCCCGUUGGUGCUCUCGUCUCGAAGCCCUAUGCUUUCAAGGCACGACCGUGGGAGCUAUACAAGACCGAGACCAUUGACGUGCUCGAUGGUUUAGGUUCCAACAUCCGCGUCGAUUCUCGAGGCAUUCAGGUUAUGAGGGUUAUCCCGCGUUUGAAUGAUGACAUCAACGAGGAGUGGAUCAACGACAAGUCCCGCUUCGCCUGCGAUGCCCUCAGCACACAGCGCCUAGUCAACCCGCUUAUCCGUGUCGAUAACCAGUUCCAGCCUGCCACCUGGGAGCAAGCGCUCGUCGAGAUCGGCAACGCCUACAAGAAGAUUGCCCCCAAGGGAAAUGAGUUCAAAGCGGUUGCUGGUCACCUUGUGGAGACGGAGGCUCUAGUGGCCAUGAAGGACCUUGCGAACAAGCUUGGUUCGGACAACUUGGCUCUCGAUCAGCCUGGUGGCAGCGAGCCCAUUGCACACGGUGUCGACGUUCGCUCCAACUAUGCUUUCAACUCCAGGAUCUACGGUGUGGAAGAGGCCGAUGCUAUCCUCCUCAUUGGCACCAACCCACGGCACGAGGCCGCCGUCCUCAAUGCUCGCAUCAGAAAGCAAUGGUUGAGGUCAGAUCUACAGAUUGGUCUUGUCGGCGAGGACUUUGAGAGCACUUUCGAGUAUGAGAAGCUCGGCGACAGCGCUACUGACCUAAAGAGCGCUUUCUCUGGCGAAUUCGGAAAGAAAUUGCAAUCUGCGAAGAAGCCCAUGAUCAUUGUCGGUAGUGCCGUUACCGAACAUGCCGAUGCUAAGCACAUCUAUGAGCAAGUCGGCGCGUUUGUCGAGAAGCACAAAGCCAACUUCCAGACACCAGAAUGGAACGGCUACAACAUCCUCCAGCGAACGGCUUCCCGGACAGGUGCAUUUGAGGUUGGCUUCACAGUUCCUUCGCCUGAAGUUGCGCAGACCAAGCCCAAGUUCGUCUGGCUAAUCGGAGCCGACGAGAUCAACGAGGCAGAGAUCCCCAAGGAUGCUUUUGUCGUUUAUCAGGGCCACCACGGCGACCGAGGCGCACAGCUAGCUGAUGUGGUGUUGCCUGGUGCGGCCUACACCGAGAAGUCGGUCACAUAUGUCAACACCGAGGGUCGCGUACAAAUGACUCGCGCUGCUGUUGGUCUCCCCGGCGCUUCAAGAGAAGACUGGAAGAUUGUCCGCGCAGCUUCAGAGUACUUUGGUGCUGAGCUGCCUUAUGACGAUGUUGAGCAGCUACGAGACCGCAUGGAGGAGAUUUCGCCCGCUUUAAGGAGAUACGAUCUCGUCGAAUCAGUUUCGUUGCCUGCCCUGAGUAAGAUGCAGCUGGUAGAUCAGAACAAGGGAUCACAGGCGUCUGGCCAGCCACUCAAGAAGCCGAUUGAGAACUUCUACUUCACAGACUCGAUUUCGAGAAAUUCACCGACGAUGGCCCGUUGCUCAGCAGCAAAGGCACAGAAGAACUCAAAAACCAACUUCAUGGCACCCGGUUACCCGCAUGCGCAAGUGCAUUACGGCCCGGACCCGACAGCAGCGGCUGCAACCAUAUAA